Molecule: messenger RNA, 1440 nt
Organism: Populus euphratica (Euphrates poplar)
Lineage: Eukaryota; Viridiplantae; Streptophyta; Magnoliopsida; Malpighiales; Salicaceae
Product: DNA replication complex GINS protein PSF3-like
Exons: 7
Coding region: 505-1059 (184 amino acids)
Biological process (GO): mitotic DNA replication initiation
Cellular component (GO): GINS complex
Source: RefSeq, a predicted model, not a curated record
AGUUUUCAAGUUUCCCUCCUCUCUGUACAUCAUAUCCUUCGCGCUCUCAGGAGAAAAUAAAAGCCGAAAGCAGAAAUCUCCUAGGCAAUUUCUCUGAAAAUCUUUUUUCUGGCCCCGAAUUUCCUAACUAUUUUAUUUUCUUCAUAACUCUACCUUUCUCCUUUGAAGCAAACACAUCGCUCCUUAUUUCAGGAUUUCCAUAGAAUUAGGCAUUUUCUCAAAUUAGGUUUUCUUCUAUUUACAGAUUGGUGCUUUUUCAAAACCGGAAUAAAAUUGAGGUAUUCUUUUCUUAAUUUCUAGGAAGUUUUUUCCAUUCGUUUUCUUAAUCUGACCGGAAACAAAGCUAUAAAUUGUCCGGGAAACUGCUAGAUUUUGAUGGCACGUGGGAUGUACGGCUCCUCCAAAUAUUAAUUAUGAGCCAGGAAGUAAUUGCAUCGUGUAAGUACUCGGAAAUUAUUUCUGUAUUGGAGAAAUCAUAGAGAAGAUACAGAACCGAUAAACUGAAUGGCAAGUUACAAUGAAAUCGAUGAUAUUCUCGCGGAGGAAGAGUUUGUCCCGGUUGUGUUUCAAAAGGCUAUAAAUGGAGUGAAAAUCGAUGAAAGCACCGAAAAAGGACAUAUUGAACAAGGUUCAAAGACAGAGCUACCUUUCUGGCUUGCUCGCGAAUUGCACAUGAGGCAAGCAGUAUCGAUAAGCGUCCCAGCCUGUUUUAAUCAGAAAACAAGGCUGGAAAUCCAGGCAGAUGCUGCAUGUGUGGACCUGAGAUCCCGCUGCCCUUACUUCUAUGAAUUUGGAUGCAAGCUAGCCCCACUGUGUGAUAAAACCAUUGGAUUGUUGCUCCCAUAUGCAUUUGGAAUCAGGUAUAAGGAAAUCCUACACAAGGCACACACCACAGCAUUUGCCACAGCUUCCAAAUUUCUGACGCUCCUAACUAGAGAAGAAACUUCUUUGUAUGAAGCAGCUCAAUCAUCCAUGGCAGCCUUUAAGAAAUGGCGGAUGGGUGGCCCCAGAUUGCAGAGAGCUUCAAUUCUCGGGAGGAAGAGAAAACCAGCUGAGUAGUUGCUCAUUGCUACCCUGCCAACACUCUCAAUUCAAACAACCAAGCUGCAGUUAUGUCUCGGUCCUUGCCUUGAGAUUGAUGCAUGAUGUGUGCAUUCUAGCACAAGAAAAAUAUUAAAAAAAAAAUGUCCGGGCCAAGGCUGUUUGGGGUGUUGAUGCAAUCGCACAGUGGCAAUUAAACAUGGAAACUGAUUAUUUGCGUGUUGCCAUGGUAAUUGAGUUGAUGCAAUACAUUCUAUCUUUAAUUUCAUGAUUUAGAAAAAUUAUCCAUGCUCAACUGUACAUCCAUUUCUUUUAAGCCCAAAACAAUCAACCAAAAACUUAAUGUGAUCGAUGUAGGCAGAACUUCUACAUAAGACCUUAUUCCAUUUGAAUUUGGCU